AUGACGUUGGUGCGGGUAACCCAGGAGGGGGCCCCAUAUUUCCAGUCCCUGCUGUCUGGAGCCGGCUCUUGGUUCCGCGCCAUUCUUGCAGCCCCUUCAGCGGCAGCAGCUGAUGGGAUGAGGGAGAUCCAGACACCAGCUCGCCUGAUUGCACCACCUUUGCUUCCCCCCUACCACCAAAAUAAGGAGAGCUCAAUGUGGUCAAGAUCAUCAUGGACUUCAUUGUUCCUAGUACGACUCUGGAGAGUAGGGGAGAUUGCCAUCGACAAGAUACGAUUCAUCUCGGCUUGCUCCGACGGAUGCUGGGCGCCGAACAUUAUUCCGCACGUGUGUAGCACUCCGCCCUUGUCUCGGUGGCUUCCCACGCUUCAGACAAAAAAGAUUGUCCAGCGUCCCAUGUGGCUGGAUCCUGGCCAGCAGACCCAGGCCGGUUGGCCGGAUGCCGAACGUCAACGUCAAACUGCCCCAGCCUUGUAA
Cryphonectria parasitica EP155 is the source of this 477-nucleotide messenger RNA. RefSeq lists its product as uncharacterized. Bases 1 to 477 code for a protein of 158 amino acids. The record is from RefSeq and is a predicted model, not a curated record. The transcript is spliced from 5 exons. NCBI's taxonomy places the organism in Eukaryota, Fungi, Ascomycota, Sordariomycetes, Diaporthales, Cryphonectriaceae.